Papilio polytes (common Mormon) is the source of this 3017-nucleotide messenger RNA. RefSeq lists its product as uncharacterized. The record is from RefSeq and is a predicted model, not a curated record. The transcript has 12 exons. Lineage: Eukaryota; Metazoa; Arthropoda; Insecta; Lepidoptera; Papilionidae. Bases 128 to 1834 code for a protein of 568 amino acids.
UGUCAAACAACAAUUUAAAAUUGAAUAUCGACCGAAGUUACUUAUUCCUUUUCAGACAAAUAAAACAAUAAAUGUUAAUGAAUACACUUAUUUCGUAAAUAAAUAAUACUUUUAUUACGUUAAAACCAUGUCUGCCUUAAAUGAAGAAAUAAAAGAACUUAAAAGGAGAAAUGUCGAACUGGCAAAGGCUUUGGAGGACUCGAAAUUAACGACAGCGCAAAUAGAUAGAGAAAAAUUGAAUCUCAUCCGAGAACGAAACGAGUUAAAGUUAAAGUUGAAUAGAAUUCGCAGUGGCGGUGCUGCUCAAAUACGUCAAUUGGAUGCUGCACUUCAAGCUGCGAUUCAGGAGACACUUACACAUUUGGUGCAAGCGUCUAAUGCGGUCGCGAGGACUAUGGAAUUGGCUAAAACAUACAUGCGCGAUAGACAAGAGCUUGACGCGUCCUCUCCUCGCUGGAGCAAGCUAAGUGGAACUCCGGCUGCAACAGAGAGGGAGAGGGUAAACAGAGUUCAUCCUCUGCUGAUUGGUGGUCAGUCAAUCCACCCUGUGGUGUCACUCAGCAGAACUUUAUUCAAUAGUAGCAACUCAUCAUCAACAAACAGGAGUCCUAAUCAACAAAACCGCAAUGUCACAGAGCGGGCUGUCCCUAUGCAUGUCUUACAAGAUGUAUAUAUACCACUGACAAGGAUAGAUGCAGCAGAACUGAUGGGCAAUCAAGAAGACGAUGAGGCUAACAAUAUAGAAAAUAGUACAGAAGACAUUGGUCUGGAAGAGAGUGGUGAGCAGGAAUUGGAGGAAUCACAGAAUGGCAAUAAUUCUGCAUGCAUGAGUCCGCAAUUACUUGAAACGGUCAUAGAAGAAGAGGAGAGUGAUCAGACUUCACCCGCCAGUGCAAGUUGUGCGGACAACCCGUUAGAAGGUCCUAGUUGGUUGCUUGACGUCCAUAAUGAUACAAGGACAAGCAGGGCUCAGAGCCGCGUGUCUCUGGAGCCGGACUCCACUACUGAACUGCAGGACAUCGCAGGUAGAGCUUCUACGUCUGUUUGCAAGCAACAGAGUGAAGCGUCGCCGGUGGUGGGGAUGGCGGGGGGCGAGUUCACUCCCACCCUUCGCCGCCGCAAGCGCACCUCCUCCCCCCAGCAGCCUCCGUCGCGUAGAAACAGUAUCAACAAGCGGGUCCUAAAAGUGGUUGUCGCGAAGAUGAAAUUCGACGACGAACUGAACCCUACACCUCCUAAGAAGAUGAAGCCCCAGUCAUCACCGCGGCCAUCACCUACCCCGCAGUCUGUUCACCAGAAGGUGGCUAAGCUGUCAGUGUCCCAAGAACAGGUUGAGGUGUUAUCACCUAUUCUGCAGAUGAAGGUCCGGCCCAAAGUCGUGAUAGACUCCGCCUUGGCAGAAAUGACGCGAUUUGACGCCCCCAGCCCCAACGGAGCGACUGACGCCCGCGUCAUCAUCCUCUCUGAACCGAGCACACCCGCGUGCGGCAGCGAGGCCGCGCCGCGCCGAGCCGCCGGCAGCCCUCUACAUACUGACAAUGAUAUACAAACACGCGUCACGCGGCGAGACACCAACAAACCUAGAGAUACGAGUGCAUCUCGGCGGGACACGAGUGCAUCCCGACGAGACACUAGUGCCACCCGACGAGACACGAGUGCAUCUCGACGGGACACGAUUGUCUCUCGACGUGAAACGGACGAGAAUCGACGUGACAGUCGGAGCGUGACACCAGAGAGUGACAGCUGUCUUGACAGACAGGAAGGACGCUCUAGAAGACCGAGAAAACAAGUCGUGUACAGAGAAAAACCGCUCAAUAGAAAAUUACGAAGAUAAACAAAAACUAGAUGUUCGUUGCGACACAUUUAUAUCCAUGUAUAUAUGAUGUUUAGUAUAUGAAUGUUAAAAAUAAUGAAAUAUCAAGGAAUGUUAGUAAAUUACGUAGUUUAAAAAAUACGUUAAUGUUUUGAAUUGUCAAUUAUUAAUUACUAGUUGUUUAUAGCGACUUUAUCUGUAUUGUGAAAACUUUAUUGUAUUGUUUAUAUUCUAUGAAACUUUUAAUUUCAAAUGUCAAAAUUAAAUACCUAAAUGACAACAUAGGCCUUUUGCCAUUGGAUAAUGUUGCCAUGGAAAUCUUUGAUGCUAUUGCCUUGUAUAUUUGUCCCUUUCUCGCAUGAUUUAUCUACCCCCGAUUUAAAUACCUAAAAUAGCUUAUAGAAUAUCGUAAGGGGCUUUUAAUUAAUAUACUGUGAUUUCUGACAAACAUAACAAAGUUUGUUUACCCUUUAUUAUGUUUUGUUGUACUUAUUACUAACUAAAAAAACAGACAAUGCUUCUUUACAUCUAUUGUUACUUUUUCUGCCUUUUUCCUUGUUCUUCGUAUAUUUUUCUUGUUUCUAACAUUAAUGAAUUCUAAUUUAAGAAUAUAUUUCUUUCGUAAAAUAAGAUGUUGUAUAAUUAUAUCUGUUUAUUUUAUAUUAUUCUUUCUAAAUGUAUGUACUUAAUAAUUUGUAUAGAUAGAUGCUUUUACUGUUUUCUAGAUAUUUAACUUGACUAAUUCAUAUUUCUUUAUCUCUUUGAAUCAUUCUUAAAAUAUAGUAAAAAAAUUAACCCUUUCACUGAAGCAAUAUCCUUUUUAUGGACUUACUAAUGUGCAUGAGAUUUUAGAUUUAUUUUCCAAGCUAUAUAAGGUAUUUCUAAUUAUUUAUAGGUUAUGUUAAUUAGCUGUCAAUAGCUAAAGCCCACUAUACACGCUAUCUUAUAUAAACAAUAGGAUCGUGUGUAGCGGGCCUAAUGUGGAUUAAAAAUUGUUUAAACACAUAUUGAAUUGUAUCCUGUAAGACUGAUAGACAAGUUUGUUUUAUUUAUUGUAGGAAAACUAAAACAAAAUGUGUAAUCUGUAUUUAAAAUUCCUUUUGAUUAGCUUAAUGGAUUUUAAUUUAAUCUGUUAAUAUUCUCAUGUUGUAAUUGUCUUCUGUAAUGUUUGUAACCUUAUUAUUUAUAAAAUGCAUUACAACAU